AUGGCGACAGAUACAAGAACUGAAAAAGAGAAAAUGCUUGCUGGCGAACUGCAUAAUGCAUUUACGCCACAAUUAUUAAAUGACCGAGCAGUAUGUCGAGAGCUUAUUUAUGAUUUUAACUCAACGCGACCAACUGAAGCAGAAAAACGCGACGAAAUUAUUCGAAAACUAUUUGGUCAAUUCGGAUCUAAUUCCGUUAUUGAAACACCGUUCAAAUGUGAUUAUGGUUAUAAUAUAUAUUGGGGUGAAAACUCAUUUGCUAAUUUUAAUUUAAUUGCACUUGAUACAUGUCCAAUUUAUGUUGGUAAUUAUGUAC
Messenger RNA from Rotaria socialis, 316 nucleotides. The record is from the annotation of a GenBank genome assembly. Lineage: Eukaryota; Metazoa; Rotifera; Eurotatoria; Philodinida; Philodinidae.